AUGUCAGCUCCGUGGAAAUAUCGUUUGAAGGUUAGUUUUUUUUCAUUUUUUGAAGCCUGAUGAGACAUUUUUGAGAUAAGAUGUGCGAGAUUGUUGCGUGUUUGUCGCUAUGUUCCGUACUGGAUCGCUGCAAAGGUAAAGUGGUUGGUUUUCCCUUUAUUCUCUAAUGAAAAAAUAAUUUCAAGGUAUUUCUUAACGAUGCCGCUUCCCUUGACUCUUUUCGAUAACCGGCCUUUGAGGUGGGUAUAGUUGGAGAAUUUCAAAAAAUUUCAUGUUUAUGCAUUUCCAAACAAGAAAAAAACUACAUAAGGCUCUCAAAUUCUUAUGUCAGCUUAUAGGAACUCACUUAUUCGAAAGUUAUUAAAAAUAUGGCUUAAAGUUUCCGAAUCCACUCGGUACAUCAGAAAGUCUACUGGCAAGGAAAAUUUAUAACUUCGAAGAUACUAAAAUUUUAUUCCUUGUGAGAUGCCUUGUUCCAUCGCGCGAAGAAUUAAUUCGUGGUCGACAAAUUUUCAUAGAUACCGCUUCGUGAGCACUUUAAGCCAUUUUUUAUGCAACCAACUUGUUCAAAUUUGGAGGGACACAAAACUUACCGCUUUUUUUUCAAGGCUUAUCACUCCUUUUCCAGGCUAAAAGAAAAAGGAUUCGUCGUUCAAGAGCCCCGGCUGGUGCGCAAGGAGGAAGGGAGCGGAUCUACAAGUACUUUAGGAGCUCAAGCCAACUUUUGUCUAAUCACACAACCUCAUCCUAUUUUAUAG
Messenger RNA from Caenorhabditis auriculariae, 758 nucleotides. The record is from the annotation of a GenBank genome assembly. NCBI's taxonomy places the organism in Eukaryota, Metazoa, Nematoda, Chromadorea, Rhabditida, Rhabditidae.